AUGAGACUCCAAGUGUUUGCCUUCCUCGUUCUAUUUCUACAAGAAGUAGCGUUUUCAGAAGAAACCGAUAUUGUUGACCACAUUGUUGUAGAAGAAGAGCACCGAUACGAGUGGGAUUCUAAUGGAUAUGUCAUCUUCUGUCCUUGCAUGGGCAGAUUUGGCAACCAGGCAGAUCACUACAUUGGAGCUUUAAGGUUUGCUAAAGAGCUCAACAGGACGUUAGCGCUGCCACCGUUUCGAACAUAUAAAAAUAUUCCAUUUACUGAUUGGUUUAAGCUCGGACCUAUACAACAGUACGUCAAAGCUAUACCAGCUGAAGACUUUAUGUCACAGUUGGCUCCACACUAUUGGCCUCCUGGUCGUCGUACUGGUUACUGUUGGCAAUAUACUGGGAAGGAAUGCAAGAUGAAGGACGGUAACCCAUUUGGACCGUUUUGGGAUGGACUGGGAGUGGAGUUUGAUGACUACGUGACGUAUCAGUUGAGUUAUGAUAUGGAUAAUCUACGGACUGUAGCACAGUGGAAUGAAAGAUUUCCUAGUGACCAACAUCCUGUGCUAGCUCUACGUGGUGCACCGGGCGCUUUUCCUGUCAGUGAAUCUAAUCGACAUCUUCACAAAUACUUUGUUUGGUCGGACACGAUAACAGAACAGGUUGACAAAUACAUUAACGAAACACUUCCAGAUGGACCGUUUGUGGGAAUACAUCUGAGGAAUGGACAGGAUUGGGAAAAUGCAUGCAGUCAUGUGGACACAGCCCCUCGCUUCAUGGCAUCACCUCAAUGUCUUGGUUGGGAUGGAGCCAAACGCGUGACAAAAGAAAUUUGUCUUCCAUCCAAAGAGGACGUUCUCCAACAAACCGAAGCAAUCGUGAAACGCAUAAACGCAAAGUCACUGUAUGUUGCAACCGACAGAAACCCGAUGCUUGAAGACUUCCAAGUACGACUGAAGCCAUUAGGGGCCGAGGUCUUUCACUUGGAUCCCUGGCUGCCACAGCUUGAUCUGGCUAUACUUGGUCGGUCCAAUUACUUCAUUGGCAACUGUGUGUCUUCGUUCACCGAGUUUGUCAAACGAGAAAGAGAUGUGCACGAUCGACCCACCUCGUUCUGGGGGGUACACGAGGUCGUCAAAAAUAAUAUAUGAAACGUGCGUAUGGACUAGUUGCGUGCGGUUUUGUUUCUGGAAUAUAACGUGAUUUAUUUGUGGUUCUGUAGAUGCCACUCAGCGUGUUUUUUAAAUUUUGAGUUGAACUGUAGGAAGUGCGCGCGUUGGUGGUUUGGCAACUCGAGGCCGUGCUAGUCAUUUGUAGGUAGAAUGACAAUAUUCAAUAUUACAUAUUAGAUAACUCAACUUUGUAUAGAAAAUAGGAUUUGCAACUAUGUCAGUCUAGACAGUCACAUGUCCGCAAAACUUUCAAUUCAU
Molecule: messenger RNA, 1419 nt
Organism: Corticium candelabrum
Lineage: Eukaryota; Metazoa; Porifera; Homoscleromorpha; Homosclerophorida; Plakinidae
Product: GDP-fucose protein O-fucosyltransferase 1-like
Exons: 6
Coding region: 1-1140 (379 amino acids)
Biological process (GO): protein O-linked glycosylation via fucose; Notch signaling pathway; regulation of Notch signaling pathway
Cellular component (GO): endoplasmic reticulum
Molecular function (GO): peptide-O-fucosyltransferase activity
Source: RefSeq, a predicted model, not a curated record